AUGGAAGUGCACAAGACGUUCACGUCCAUGACGCGCACCGUCUCCUCCACGUCCCUCCGCGAGCGGCUCAGCUCGCUCAGUAGCCUCACCGCGACCCCACUCAACCCGGUCGCGAACCUCCAUGCUCAGAUCGAGUUCGUGCCAUCAAAAAUCCCGAGGAAACGCAGGCUGCAGACGUUGGCGGUCGCGAUAUGGUCGACGACGAUCAUCUGGCACGUCUUCCCCGUCCCAGAGACUCACGAGGCGCCCUUCACACUCAGCUCCUUUCCGCCAUUAUGGCCAUUACUCGCUGCAUAUUGGAUAUGGAUCGCGUACGUCGACAAGAGCCCGGAGCACGGCGGGCGGCUGAGCCCGUGGUUUCGCUCGCUCCGGUUCUGGAGAUAUUUUGCAGAUUACUACCCCGCGUCGUUCUUGAAGACGUGCGACCUCCCGCCGGAUAGGCCGUACGUGUUCGGAUACCACCCUCAUGGCAUCAUCGGAAUGGGUGCAAUCUGCACAUUCGCGACCGAAAGCACAGGCUUCUCGGCCGCGUUCCCGGGGAUCGUUCCGCACCUGCUGACACUAGCAUCGAACUUCCGGGUGCCGUUCUACCGCGACAUCAUCCUCGCCAUGGGCGUCUGCUCCGUCUCGAAGCAGUCGUGCUCGAAUAUCCUGAAAGGUGGCCCGGGCCAGGCGAUCACGAUCGUCGUCGGGGGCGCAGCGGAGAGCUUGUCUGCGCAUCCGGGGACGGCGGAUCUGACGCUGAGGAAGAGGCUAGGGUUCAUCAAGAUCGCGAUACAGCAUGGAGCCGACCUGGUUCCCGUGUUCUCGUUUGGGGAGAACGACAUUUUCCAGCAGAUGCCCAACGACAAGGGCACGACGCUGUAUACGCUGCAGAAGAAGUUCCAGAACGUGUUCGGGUUCACGCUCCCGCUGUUCCAUGGCAGGGGACUGCUAAAUUACAACUUGGGCUUGAUGCCAUACCGAAGACGAAUCGUCGCAGUCAUCGGCCAGCCAAUACACGUGGUGCAGUGCGAUAAGCCGACGCUGGAGGAGGUCAUACACGUGCAGCAGCAGUACAUAGACGAGCUCAUGCGGUACGUCGCGCGCCCCUCUUCGCCCCGCCGUCCUGUCGUUCUAUCGCCCUGUCGCCCUAUCGCCGCUGCUGGCAGAUCGCUCACACUGCGCAUCGCGGGGCCCUGCAGGAUCUGGAACACCUACAAGGACGAGUUCGCGAAGACGAGGCUGCGGGAACUGAACAUCGUCGAGUGA
This is a messenger RNA of Dichomitus squalens LYAD-421 SS1, 1251 nucleotides long. Its product is annotated as DAGAT-domain-containing protein. Bases 1 to 1251 code for a protein of 416 amino acids. Lineage: Eukaryota; Fungi; Basidiomycota; Agaricomycetes; Polyporales; Polyporaceae. Gene Ontology annotation, cellular component: endoplasmic reticulum membrane. Gene Ontology annotation, molecular function: diacylglycerol O-acyltransferase activity. The transcript is spliced from 13 exons. Gene Ontology annotation, biological process: triglyceride biosynthetic process. The record is from RefSeq and is a predicted model, not a curated record.